AUGCCUUACGGAGUUGCUAAUUCACAUUUUCAACCAUCUAUGGCCAACUCUAAUGCUUCAGCUCAAUUGCACCCUUCGACAUAUGCCUCACAUACUGGUCAUGCUAAUGCCAAUCCACCGCUAUCCGCAAACUAUAUUCCUUUCCCCAACCCUCUCCAACCAAGUCAAAACAUCCUUUGUUUUGACAUUCCUGGCUUUAAGAUUAUUAUCAUUCCUGUAGACAAUUCUACUUCAAAUAAUAUUAAUAAUAACUCUCAAGCUCAAUUUCAACAAUCAUUUAAUAAUUGUAAUAAUUUUAGUGGCUAA
This is a messenger RNA of Funneliformis mosseae, 306 nucleotides long. The record is from the annotation of a GenBank genome assembly. NCBI's taxonomy places the organism in Eukaryota, Fungi, Glomeromycota, Glomeromycetes, Glomerales, Glomeraceae.